AUGUUUUUCUUCACUGCAUUGACAUUUUUAUCCAAAAGUGAGUCUAUCACAUAUGAUGAUGAUAACAUUGUAUAUGUGACAGAAUCUAACUUCACCAAUGUAAUGAAAACGAAACCAGCUGCAAUUCUUUUUAUUCAACAAGGUGAUUUUCAACGUUAUCGAUACUUAUCAGACUUUAUAUCAGCUAGUUCGUAUAUAGGUACGAGAUGUUACUUUGCUAUCAUGGAUGGCGAUCGAAAUAAGUAUUUUGUUCAGCAAUUACAUCUCAAACACACAAAAGGCUACUAUUUUUAUAGAUAUGGUGAAUUUGUAGAAGAAUACAAAGGAGAUCCCUCUCCAGAUAGUAUAUAUAAAUAUGCGAUGGAAAAAACAGGACUUCCGUUCACAACUUUUGAUGACUAUCCUACAGCGCAAGAGUUCAUCGAAUCUCAUCCAAUAUCGGUAGUUCUCUUUGAAAAAAAGGCUGGUGGCCCUCUUUUCGAAAAAUUUAAUGAAAUUGCCGAGCGAAACAGAGAUAACUACGCUUUUGGCUGUUCUCCUGAUCCAGAUGUUACCUAUGAGCUUCGUAUCAGAUACGUACCAUCAAUUGUGCUUUACAGAAAUACAGAUAAGUCAAAAGUAUUUUAUCCUUACAAUUUAACAGAAGGAACAGUCGAAAACAUUACAGAAUGGAUUGAACAGAACAAGAAUCCUAAUUACGAGAUAUUUAAUAUCAAUAACCAGCAAAUUUACGAACAAACCAAAGAAUUAGGUUUAUUCUUUACUCCUGUCGAACAAGAAGACCUCGAUAAAGCCCUUAGAACAAUAUCAAUGGUAACAACCCAGUACAAGAACAAAUUACGGUUCGCAGUCAUUGAUGCAGUUAAUGGAAACAGAUUUAUGCAAAGUAUAGGGUUCAGCCGUUACGCGGACCCUGCAUUUUGUGUUCUAAACUAUACAGGCAAGAGAGUUAUUAAGUAUUUGUACACAGAAGGAAGCGAAUUUCGGCCAAAACAAAUUUUGCACUUUAUUGAUGAAGUAUUUGCCGGAAAUAUCAACCAGACAAUCAGGUGCUCAGAACUUCCACAGAAUAAUACUGAUAUUGUCUCUGAAAUUAACUCAAAAACGAUGAAAUCUAAAAUUCAAGAUUACAAUUGUCAGACCGUUAUCUUGUUUUACGAAGAAUGGGACAGACUGUAUUCAGAUUUCCUUCCGAUUUUCAGAGAAAUCGCCGCGGAAUUUCCGAAUUUGCAAUUUGCAAAGAUGGAUGCAAGUAAGAACGACAUUUUGUACGGCCACAUGCUUCCUUCUACUCCUUGUAUUAAGAUUUUUGGAUCAGAUCCGAAAUCAAAGACAUUUACAUACACAAAGAAGUUAUUAAAGGAACCAGUGACAAAAUGGAUCAAAAGGAAGCUUCAGAAGAAGGAUGAGUUAUAA
This is a messenger RNA of Trichomonas vaginalis G3, 1416 nucleotides long. Its product is annotated as intramolecular oxidoreductase activity, transposing S-S bonds. The transcript has a single exon. The record is from RefSeq and is a predicted model, not a curated record. Bases 1 to 1416 code for a protein of 471 amino acids. Gene Ontology annotation, molecular function: protein disulfide isomerase activity. Lineage: Eukaryota; Parabasalia; Trichomonadida; Trichomonadidae. Gene Ontology annotation, biological process: protein folding; response to endoplasmic reticulum stress. Gene Ontology annotation, cellular component: endoplasmic reticulum.